CAGACUCGAAAACUUAAAAGCCUCCCCUAGCUUAUUAGGUAACAUUGGACCCAUCGGGAAUCGGUCCAAGAACCAAGUUUGUCGUUCGGUUCAUGAUGGGACCGGAACGACUGGCAAGGAAUAUAUCUUCUCAUUUUCUCCUCUUCCCUUUAUACGUACAACUCACUCGGUCAAAACCCAGCCAAAGAUGAUAGCUGAAAGCCCAAUUGCUGCAACAUCGUCAGGCGUCAAUCUCUCCAACUCCGAUCAAAGCCGAUCGGCUGGUGGAGAUCCUUUCGCCGACCAUCAAUCAUCUGGGCCGACCCCUCUUCAAGUAGCAAUUGCUCGACAUCGCACUGGAAUUUUGACUGCAACUGUUGCUGGACACUUUGCGCAUUGGCAAUAUCUUACGCGGUUUCGUCGAAUUAAUGUCCAGGCUACUGCGAAUCGCGCUCCUCUUGCACGGCUCGGCUUGGCCUGGGGCCUCGUAUACCUCGGCGUCUUGAGCACUAUCACUGUGGCUCAGCGCAAAGUGUCAAGGAAUACUGAUCAUCUUCUCUCCUCUAUAGUGUCUACAAAAAUUGUCUCAUAAUGUCGGCUGAUUUCUGGGCUGGCUAUCUCAGUGGUGCUGUUGGAAUUAUCAUCGGAAAUCCUCUUGAUGUGAUCAAAGUUCGACUUCAAGCACAACAUACCAGUCCAGUGACGAACCCGCCUGCUUGUUCGAUCCCUACAGGAACAACAACAGCGGCUUCGGCCAUCAACCAGAGUGCAUCUUUCAGCACGCGGUACCUCGGAUCAUACGCCUCCCUAGUGACCGGAACUGCAGCUCCAAUUCUCGGCUAUGGUGCACUGAACGCCUUGCUCUUUGUUUCUUACAAUCGAACCGAGGCGGCAUUGAAUAGCGUCUUCUCAACAUCUGGAAACUUGUGGAAUACUUGGCUUGCUGGCGCGGUGGGCGGUCUUGCAACCUGGGUCGUUAGUACUCCCACCGAACUGAUCAAGUGCAGGGCGCAGCUGGCAUCCUCUCCAAUCUCAAGCUGGGCUAUCACUAAGGAUAUCUGGAAAAACGGAGGUGUCCGAGGUCUUUACUUUGGCGGAACUGUGACUGCCAUCCGGGAUAGUGUUGGCUAUGGGUUUUACUUCUGGUCUUACGAGCUGACUACCCGUUGGCUGGCCGCGGAACAGGGCGAGGAAACCUCUUUGCAACACGAGGCCGCCAAGGUUCUCCUCUGCGGAGGACUAGCUGGAGUCGCAACUUGGGCGAGCAUAUUUCCACUCGAUGUCAUCAAGACUAGAGUUCAGGCUCAGACCCUUGGCGGACAGGCAGAAACAACACCACUUCUGCAACCAAACGUAGCAUCGCAAACCAAACGAGCUGGCGCAAUACAGGUCGCACGUGAGGCGUACCGGGAGGGAGGCUCUCGUGUUUUCUUUAGAGGGUUGACUAUCUGCAGCGUACGAGCUUUCAUAGUGAAUGCUGUUCAGUGGGCGGUUUACGAAUGGGUCAUGCUCGAACUCGGACAUGGACGGAAGAAGACAGUGACCAACGAGCCCAGGGUAGACAUGAUCCAAACAUGAUGCAUGAGGUCUACAAUGGCGUCCGGGUUACCUGCUAUAGUUGAGCAAAUAGGUUUCUGCUUAAAUCUAAGUUACAUUAAUUCUCUAGGAUGGAUAAAAUAAACAAGGAAAAGCUGCUAUUAAAAGAUCUAAUAAGAGCUUUACCUAAUCCACUUUAUACAUAGUGGUUGCAUACUAGGCCACUUACCUCAAAGGUUUACCCGCCAAUGUUCUUUCUGUUUCCUAUGAUAGCCCUCAACUCAAUCAAUCUUUAAUUCGCUUCGAUGAUUUAUAUCCAUUGGUCCCACUUCAAGGCCCAGAAUCAGUUACUUCAUUUAUGUUGUCAGCUUCAAAUAGGUUACUACACAAUAACGAUUAGACGAGAGCUAUUACAUCAGAACUGGACAACGG
Messenger RNA from Fusarium verticillioides 7600, 1947 nucleotides. RefSeq lists its product as hypothetical. Lineage: Eukaryota; Fungi; Ascomycota; Sordariomycetes; Hypocreales; Nectriaceae. Gene Ontology annotation, molecular function: transmembrane transporter activity. The transcript has 2 exons. Gene Ontology annotation, biological process: transmembrane transport. The record is from RefSeq and is a predicted model, not a curated record. The coding region runs from base 571 to 1557 and encodes 328 amino acids.